Homalodisca vitripennis (glassy-winged sharpshooter) is the source of this 2207-nucleotide messenger RNA. RefSeq names its product ubiquitin-conjugating enzyme E2-17 kDa (gene Ubc6). The record is from RefSeq and is a predicted model, not a curated record. The transcript has 4 exons. Bases 227 to 682 code for a protein of 151 amino acids. Gene Ontology annotation, biological process: protein polyubiquitination; DNA repair; proteasome-mediated ubiquitin-dependent protein catabolic process. Gene Ontology annotation, molecular function: ubiquitin conjugating enzyme activity. Lineage: Eukaryota; Metazoa; Arthropoda; Insecta; Hemiptera; Cicadellidae. Gene Ontology annotation, cellular component: HULC complex.
UUCGUAUUCUAGAAUAGGGUCGGGAUUCGGGAAUUGGGAUUCAGGGAUCAGAAACUGAAGAUUCAGGAUAGAAAAUUGGUGAAGAACGGAAUAAUGUAUUUUACAGUCAGUUGAUUAGGUGACAGGUUACCACGGAAGUAAUUUAAUAUUUUAAUCUAAUCUCACUGUGGUGCAAUUUAAUUGAAACAAUUCAGAUUUAAUACAUUAAGAUUUCCAAUCCUGUAAAAUGUCAACUCCAGCCAGACGACGUCUUAUGCGUGAUUUUAAGAGACUGCAAGAAGAUCCCCCUACAGGUGUGAGUGGUGCUCCUACAGACAAUAAUAUAAUGAUUUGGAAUGCUGUUAUUUUUGGACCUCAUGAUACUCCAUUUGAAGAUGGAACUUUUAAGUUAACCAUCGAAUUCACAGAGGAAUAUCCUAAUAAACCACCAACUGUGAGAUUUGUUUCCAAAAUGUUUCAUCCGAAUGUGUAUGCAGAUGGAGGAAUCUGUUUAGAUAUUUUGCAGAACAGAUGGAGCCCUACAUAUGAUGUUUCAGCAAUAUUAACUUCCAUACAGUCUCUACUAAGUGAUCCAAACCCUAAUUCACCAGCCAACUCCAUGGCAGCUCAGUUGUACAAAGAAAGUAGAAGAGAAUAUGAAAAGAGAGUGAAAGCAUGUGUUGAGCAAAGUUUUGUGGAUUGACAUUUCUUACCUUAACACAACUUCAAAAAAAGUAAUUGGAAGUAAAAACAUUUUUAAUGUGUAAAGUCGUUAAUUUUUAACGUUACUUUUGCAUUGAUAGUGACACGAUUGUACAACAUUUUCUCUUUUUUUGUGUUACAAGUUUGUGUAGUAUAAAUGGUACCAGCAAAUAUUGCCAGUUUUAUGAAUGAAGUUUUUAAAACCUUGUCAAGUUUUACGUAAGUUUUUCAUUUUUAAUAUUCUUAAUAGAAGCUUUUAUUUAUUUAUUCACAUAUCUCUAAUAGUGAGUGUGAAGGCUAAAUAAGCUGUGAAAUACUGAAAUGGAUAUAAUUUUGUAUGACAUAUUUAUUUAAUAUUAUAUUUAUAAGUUUGUGUCAUGUCUUUAUAAACAAGAUCAUAGUUUACAAGCAUCCUUCCACCUUUAUAAAGAAUAUUUAUUUGGUUUAUUAUUAACACACAUAAUUGUAGUUAGUAGUGGUAUAUUUUACUGUGUAAUCUAAUUUGAUUAUUCUGUAUCAAAUUUGUUACGUGAACUGUUUCAUUGUACAUAUUUCUUCUCGAUAAGUGUAAUAUGCAUAAUAAACAAUUUCCUCUGUUAUUUAAACUGUUCGUGAUUAAUAUUUUAUAUUGAAGAUAAAUGUACAAAUAAGUUUUUUUUUAGUGCUCAAUAUGAAGAUUAUUAUUUAGGAUUAUGAUUGAUCUUAUGAAUGUGUUGGUAAUUUUUAUUUCUUGCAUAAUAGUUUUAAAAUAAUUAAAUCAUGUUUGUAAUUCACAGAAUGUUUUCCAAAGAACAAUUCUUAGCCACAAAUCUCAGCACUCUCCUAUAUCUGUUAUAUUCUUAAUUUGUGUCAUCACACUAAUGUAAGCUAGGAUUACCAUAGUUUGGACACAGUCAUUGAAAAUAAGGACAAGGAAUAUUAAUUAGGCCUCUUGAAUAAAUAUGAUACAAAUUAUGAACAGUAUUUAUUUCACAUGAAAACCGAAAAUUAUGACUUCAGUAAUUGAAAGUCUUACUCUUUAUAUUCCUAUGUGCAGCUAUAUCCCAGUUCUUACACAAAACAAGUAAAUAUGACAUUAUUCAAAUUACUACCUGGAGACAAUCAAUUAUCUGAAUUGUUCUAGAAAUCCGCUUUGAACAGUUCUAAUGUAGUUACUCGAUACAAAAAUAUUAAAUGAUAGUUACAGGUUUUUAGAUAUUUGAAUUAUAACUAACUCUUGAGGAUAACACUGGUCAAAGUAUCUGGUUAUCACUUGUUGUGGUUAUCAUAAUCUUUAUCAAUAAUCGUGUCACUGUUGCAUGAAAAGUGAGGUUAUGUACUUAACCUUAUAAGAAUUUCUGGUGAAGCCAUUUAGCACUCACACUGGAGGAAAAAUUAAAUAUAGUCAAAUCAGGGAGACCAUUUUAAGAACUUGUAUUGUUAAAAAAAGAGUAGAGUUACAUUAAGACACUUUACUGCCUACAAUUAAUUAUGAAUCUCACAACUGGCUUUGUGGCUGUGAAAACCUAAUAAAAGAUAGUUUUAGC